CUUCGCCGCGAUCUUCUCCCCUCCGCUCCUCUCCUGCAUCCGCCACCCCCUGCCCCAAUUCUCCCCCUUCCCGGAACCCCACGUGGGGCUUCCAGCCCACCGGCUCCCCUGCUCCUCCGAGCACGGAGUCGGAAGGUACCUGGGGGAGGGGAGUCCUGCCUGGGGCACUGCCCAGCGCUAACAAAGGGAGCCGGCUGCUGGCCGGCUGGGGCGCGCCGCGGGCGAAGCAGCCGCAGCCUCCUCCGCCACAACGCAAAGAGCAGGGUAGAGCCAACUGUGCACAGUUCUGCAGCCCACAGUCCUUAGGAGAAGCUGCGAAGCCAUGGAACCCAGCUGAAGUGCACUGGCCUCCUGGAGUCUGCUCCAGCUCUGGUCCCUGGUCUCUGCUCUAGCUCUGAGAUGUUAUUUGAUCAUCCUGAGACAAAUGAGCCUUGGCCUCCAGACCCCGUAAAGCAAGUAUCACUCCCAUGGAGAGUAGUGCUGGUUCCUGAGGACCUGGAGGGUCUGCAGCCCUGGGGAUAUUAGUCAGAAGCAGGCUGGUUUUCCUGCUCAGAACAGAGUCUAUUCCUUGAACGCAUCUUCAUUAUGAUUCACACCAACUUGAAGAAAAAGUUCAGCUGCUGUGUGCUGGCCUUUCUCUUGUUUGCUAUUAUCUGUGUGUGGAAGGAAAAGAAGAAAGGAAGUUACUUUGAUACCCUUAAGUUACCAACUAAGGAAUUUCAGGUAUUGAAGAGUUUGGAGAAACUGGCCAUGGGAUCUGGUUCCCAAUAUACCUCUUCAGGCAACACCCAGGACCCUGGCAGGAACAGUCAGAACCACCACAGUUCCAGGGGACCAGCCAAGCCUGCGGGCACCUACCAGGUGUGGAACAAGGACAGCUCUUCUAACAACCUGAUCCCUAGGCUGCAGAAGAUCUGGAAGAAUUAUCUGAAAAUGAACAAGUACAAAGUGUCCUACAAGGGGCCAGGGCCAGGUGUGAAGCUCAGUGCCGAGGCCCUGAGCUGCCACCUCCGGGACCAAGUAAACGUGUCCAUGGUAGAAGCCACAGAUUUUCCCUUCAACACCUCCGAAUGGGAGGGUUACCUGCCCAAGGAGAACAUCAGGACCAAGGCUGGGCCUUGGGGCAGGUGUGCUGUCGUCUCAUCAGCAGGAUCUCUGAAGUCCUCCCAACUAGGCCGAGAAAUAGAUGAUCAUGAUGCCGUCUUGAGGUUUAACGGGGCACCCACAGCCAGCUUUCAACAAGAUGUCGGCACGAAAACUACCAUCCGCCUGAUGAACUCACAGUUGGUCACCACAGAAAAGCGCUUCCUCACAGACAGUUUGUACAAUGAAGGCAUCCUAAUUGUGUGGGACCCAUCUGUGUACCAUUCAGAUAUCCCAAAGUGGUACAAGAAUCCUGACUACAAUUUCUUUGAUAACUACAAGACCUAUCGGAAGCAGCAUCCUGAUCAGCCCUUUUAUAUCCUCAAGCCCCAGAUGCCCUGGGAGCUGUGGGACAUCAUUCAGGAAAUCUCUUCAGAGGAGAUCCAGCCAAACCCGCCGUCUUCCGGGAUGCUUGGCAUCAUCAUCAUGAUGACACUGUGUGACCAGGUGGACAUUUACGAGUUCCUCCCAUCCAAGCGCAAGACAGAUGUGUGCUACUACUACCAGAAGUUCUUUGACAGUGCCUGCACCAUGGGCGCCUACCACCCGCUGCUUUUUGAGAAGAACAUGGUGAAGCACCUCAACCAGGGCACAGACGAGGAUAUUUACCUGUUUGGAAAAGCCACACUGCCUGGCUUCCGGAGGAUUCACUGCUGAGCCUGGUCUCGUGACAGGUGUCUUUACCCUUCUCCAUUGGACAUUUUCAAGGUGUUCUCUUGGCCACUCCGGCCUGGGAAGACCAAGUUUCUGAACAGUCCCAGCCUGUCCCUGGGGCCUCAAGCACCCGCAGGCAAGGAGGUAGCUACUCCAUAGCUGCAGAAGGGAGCUGUGCCCAUGACACAUGUGUACACAUACCCCGACAUUCUUUCCAGACAGAGUUCUCUCCUUCCCUGCAGCAGAUGCAAGAUCAACCUUUGCCACCCAUGCUGCCAAAGCUGAGUGCUUUGCCCACCUGAAUGAUGCCACUCAUGUCAACCAGCACUCUGUAUUAUGUGAAAUCUGCACUGUGAUGUGGAUUUCAUGUUUUCAAAUCAUUCCCCCAAAUUUUGAUUGUGGGCUACAGGAGCUAUAGCCCUGGGGGAGGGGAGGCAAGUAAGAGGUCCAGGGUAUAGGAAAUAUGCUGGAUUCCUCCAGAACAAAGUUGUCCCCAAGGGGGACAGUGUUCCUUUCUCUCUGGCUGAUUUGGCUGGUCCUUCACCUGGGUUCUCCUGAGCAAAGGGUCGUGAUGAAAUACAUCACUUCCAUCUGGAGGUGGACAUACAGAAGGCAUCGUCCCCAAUCCCAGGUGGCUCACAGGGCAGUGGCAGCAAUGUGUAGGACCGUGCUGCUGGGCCUGUAUUGAGACAGGUCUGCUGUGCCAUCUGUCCGCAUCCCCAGGGACCACCCCCGGGGCCAUGCAUGGCUGUGGUUGUCAUGGAAGGCUGCGCAACGCUGGGUAGUGGAGUGGGUUCCAGGGGAAGGGGAGGAACUGGUCAGGCAGAUUUUGUUGAAGAUAGUUGAGUUGUGCUUUCUACAACUUUAUUAUCUGUACUUAUUCUCUAAGACUUGCCUGAACUUAAACUCAAAUUAUGUUUUGAGAAAGACCCCUACCCAAGUCUGAGGCAGUGAGUACAAACCCCUUGGCACAUACCAGGAAAAGUGGGUGCCAAAAAUUUGAUUUGUCCUGGCUCGGUCUGGCCUGACGCUCUCCUUCCAGCUGGGUUUUCACACUGUAUCCAACACUUCCUUUUUAACACCCACCCUCAUUGUUCUAACUGCCAUCUUUUUUUAACUCUUUAAAAUAAUUUUCUCCCUCUCAAGCAUUUCCUACCUUAAAGGUGUCCUGACCUUAUUUUUUUGUCCUUUGUGGGCCUUCUGUGCAAGGUCUCUCAGGGAGUGGGAAUGUGGUUCCCAGAACUUAAAGUCGGUAUCAGCGGGCAGAACUUUGGGCAUCAUAACUGAUCUACAUAGGGUCGAUCAGAUUUCCAUACUCUCUGCCCUAUCCGGCAGGGAGCCGUGCCAGACCCUCUGGCAGAAAGCCCUGCAGUCUUGCUCUUUGGAUCAUCCUGCUCAGUCCCAUUCCCUGGACUGUGUGGUCCCCAUGUGGGACCGGUCUGGCCCCUGAGGAUGGAUGCUUACUGCUGGCCCAGGCUUUUGGGCCCCCGAAGCUUGCCCUCAUGCUCAGAGCUUCUCAUGUGUGCUCCAAACCAGCGGAGUGCAGCUGGAUAUGCAAUUGCUGCCAAACUGUUGGCCAGUGUAGGCUGUGCAGAGAAGCCUGGAAAAAGCAGCCCGGGGUGUUCAAGUUGAUGCUCCCUAUUUACCCGCUAUGCCACCAAGUGCAAAUUCUCCUCUCUCUGCCUCUGUUUUCACAUCUGUAAAAUGGGGGUGGUGCAGGUUGUCAUGAGGGUUAUGUGAAACCCACCCUGACUCUGUACCUGGCAGGUACAGGACUUAGAGGUGCUGGUUUCCUUCAUGAAAGACCUGCUCUGUGCUGAUGCCUGGGCAGGACCCUGCUUUGCAGAAGGUCAGAGAAGGGGCCCUGUUCUCAGAGAAUUAACUAUCCUGGUGGGAGACAACAACUACCCUACUUGGAACACCCAGGAAACCAUUCCAGACAUGGGGGCGCAUAACGCACCCACCCACCAGUUCUCUGCAGAUAGCUCAAUCUGACUCAGACUUACUGAUGGGUGGAGUGAGUCUCUUCCACCUCCCUGUGCCCAGGAGCUCCUGUUCUGAUUUGGUACUCACCUCCAUCUUUGAAUCUUGACUGCAAUACAGGGGAAGGUGGCAUUCCAUUAGCAAGGGAAUCAAGUUGGUGUGGACACUGAGACUACACUGGGUAGAUGCUAGCUUUUAAUUGUUAUUAAUAUAAGGGAUCAAAUUAAUUUAUGAUUCUGAACUUUUAAUUCUGUGUCGUCUAUAUGUGGAAGCUGUAGUACAUAAAUAAGAUAAAGGUGUUCUAGUUCAUCUGAUGCAAUGUUUCCUACUUGUGACAGAUAAUUUAUAAGUCAUGCAGGAAAAGACCCUGUCCUCCUCAGUAGCCACCUCUUCAUUCUCUAUCAUGAGAUCCGCCCAUCUUUCCCCCAAUCAAAUAUACUAUUGGUAUUGGUUUGGUGUUGAGACAACAGUCUCAGAAACUGCUGAAACAUACAUAAGCUAAUUCUGAAUUACCCAAAGAUUAUGUAAAAAAUUUUAAAUA
Condylura cristata (star-nosed mole) is the source of this 4321-nucleotide messenger RNA. RefSeq names its product ST6 beta-galactosamide alpha-2,6-sialyltranferase 1 (gene ST6GAL1). The record is from RefSeq and is a predicted model, not a curated record. The transcript is spliced from 8 exons. The coding region runs from base 586 to 1800 and encodes 404 amino acids. NCBI's taxonomy places the organism in Eukaryota, Metazoa, Chordata, Mammalia, Eulipotyphla, Talpidae. Gene Ontology annotation, molecular function: sialyltransferase activity.